CGGCGACCGAUUCUUUCUUCUCUUUCUGCCAAGCUCGGGCAGCAUGACUGUGCGGGGCGGCCACGGCGGCCCCGGCUCCUCUCCGCCGCCUCCCCCUCCUCGGGCCGCCUUGAGCCGGUGAGGAGAGAGAGAAAGCGAGGAGGAAGAGGAGGGGAAGAUGGGGGCCGUCCUGAGGAGCCUCUUGGCUUGCAGCUUCUGCGUCCUCCUGAGAGGGGCCCCCUUGUUGCUUUAUGCAAAUAGACGGGAUUUACGACUGGUGGAUGCUACCAAUGGCAAAGAGAAUGCUACGAUUGUGGUGGGAGGUUUGGAGGAUGCAGCUGCAGUGGACUUUGUUUUUGACCAUGGCUUGAUAUACUGGAGUGAUGUAAGUGAAGAAGCCAUUAAACGAACAGAAUUUAACAAAACCGAGAGCGUACAGAAUGUAGUCGUUUCCGGAUUAUUAUCCCCUGAUGGGCUGGCCUGUGAUUGGUUGGGAGAAAAAUUAUACUGGACAGAUUCUGAAACUAAUCGGAUUGAAGUUUCUAAUUUAGAUGGAACUUUAAGAAAAGUUUUAUUUUGGCAAGAGUUGGAUCAGCCGAGAGCUAUUGCCUUAGAUCCUGCAAAUGGGUUUAUGUAUUGGACUGACUGGGGCGAAGUUCCAAAGAUAGAACGUGCUGGGAUGGAUGGAUCAAGUCGUUACAUCAUAAUAAACACGGACAUUUACUGGCCAAAUGGAUUGACUUUGGAUUAUGAGGAAGAAAAACUUUAUUGGGCAGAUGCGAAACUUAAUUUUAUCCACAAAUCAAAUCUGGAUGGAACUAAUCGACAGGCAGUGGUUAGAGGUUCCCUUCCACAUCCCUUUGCCUUGACGUUGUUUGAAGACACACUAUACUGGACUGACUGGAACACGCAUUCCAUCUUGGCCUGUAAUAAAUACACUGGGGAGGGGUUGCGUGAAGUCCAUUCUAACAUCUUCUCUCCCAUGGAUAUACAUGCUUUUAGCCAACAGAGGCAGCCAAAUGCUACAAACCCAUGUGGAGUUGAUAAUGGUGGUUGCUCCCACUUGUGUCUGAUGUCUCCAGUCAAGCCUUUUUAUCAGUGUGCCUGUCCAACUGGAGUGAAACUCCUUGAGAAUGGGAAAACCUGCAAAGAUGGAGCAACUGAGUUAUUGCUUUUAGCCCGAAGGACAGACUUGAGGCGGAUUUCCUUGGAUACGCCAGACUUUACAGAUAUUGUUCUACAGCUAGAAGACAUCCGCCAUGCAAUUGCCAUAGACUAUGAUCCUUUGGAAGGAUACAUCUACUGGACUGAUGAUGAAGUGAGAGCUAUACGUCGAUCUUUCAUAGAUGGAUCUGGCAGUCAGUUUGUGGUGACAGCUCAAAUUGCUCACCCUGAUGGCAUUGCAGUGGAUUGGGUUGCAAGGAACCUUUAUUGGACAGACACAGGCACUGACCGAAUAGAGGUGACGAGGCUCAAUGGAACUAUGAGAAAGAUUUUGAUUUCAGAGGACUUGGAGGAACCCCGAGCUAUAGUGCUGGACCCAAUGGUUGGGUAUAUGUAUUGGACAGAUUGGGGAGAGAUCCCCAAAAUUGAGCGAGCAGCUUUGGAUGGGUCUGAUCGAGUAGUUUUGGUGAAUACGUCUCUUGGUUGGCCAAAUGGUUUAGCUCUGGAUUAUGAUGAAGAUAAAAUAUACUGGGGAGAUGCCAAAACAGACAAGAUUGAGGUUAUGAAUGCAGAUGGUACUGGAAGAAGAGUGUUGGUAGAAGACAAGAUUCCUCACAUUUUUGGGUUCACCUUGCUUGGAGACUAUGUCUAUUGGACUGACUGGCAAAGACGUAGUAUUGAACGGGUGCACAAACGAAGUGCUGAAAGGGAAAUCAUCAUAGAUCAGCUGCCUGAUCUUAUGGGCCUAAAAGCCACAAAUGUUCAUCGAAUCAUUGGUUCCAACCCAUGUGCUAAUGAAAAUGGGGGAUGUAGCCAUCUUUGCCUUUAUAGGCCUCAGGGACUUCGCUGUGCCUGCCCCAUUGGCUUUGAGCUUAUUAGUGACAUGAAGACUUGCAUCGUUCCAGAAGCUUUCCUCUUGUUUUCUCGACGAGCAGACAUAAGGCGCAUCUCUUUGGAAACAAACAACAACAACGUGGCCAUCCCGCUUACUGGUGUGAAAGAAGCUUCUGCUUUAGAUUUUGAUGUAACAGACAAUCGUAUUUACUGGACCGAUAUUUCUCUGAAGACUAUCAGCAGAGCAUUUAUGAAUGGCAGUUCACUGGAACACGUGGUGGAAUUUGGCUUGGAUUAUCCAGAAGGCAUGGCUGUAGACUGGCUAGGAAAGAAUUUAUACUGGGCAGACACAGGAACAAAUCGUAUCGAAGUAUCGAAGCUGGAUGGGCAACAUCGUCAGGUUCUGGUGUGGAAGGAUCUAGAUAGCCCCAGAGCUCUUGCGUUAGACCCUGCUGAAGGGUUUAUGUAUUGGACUGAGUGGGGUGGAAAACCCAAGAUAGAUAGAGCUGCCAUGGAUGGAAGUGAACGUACUACAUUAGUUCCCAAUGUAGGACGGGCAAAUGGCUUAACUAUUGAUUAUGCUAAAAGAAGACUCUACUGGACAGACCUGGACACCAACUUAAUAGAAUCUUCAAAUAUGCUAGGCCUAAACCGUGAAGUCAUAGCAGAUGACUUGCCUCAUCCUUUUGGCUUGACUCAGUACCAGGAUUACAUAUACUGGACAGACUGGAGCCGACGUAGCAUUGAACGUGCCAAUAAAACCAGUGGCCAAAACCGAACCAUCAUACAGGGUCAUUUGGAUUAUGUGAUGGACAUCCUAGUCUUUCACUCCUCUCGGCAGGCAGGAUGGAAUGAAUGUGCUUCCAGCAAUGGGCACUGUUCCCAUCUCUGCUUGGCUGUGCCAGUUGGUGGUUUUGUUUGUGGAUGUCCAGCCCACUACUCACUGAAUACUGACAACAGAACUUGCAGUGCUCCUACCACCUUCCUGCUCUUCAGUCAGAAGAAUGCCAUCAACCGCAUGGUGAUUGAUGAGCAACAGAGUCCUGAUAUAAUCCUCCCUAUCCACAGCCUACGCAAUGUCCGAGCCAUUGACUAUGACCCUUUGGACAAACAACUUUAUUGGAUUGACUCACGACAAAAUAUGAUCCGGAAGGCACAGGAAGAUGGUAGCCAGGGUCUUACUGUGGUUGUGAGCUCAGUUCCCAAUCAGAAUCUGGACAUGCAGCCCUAUGACCUUAGCAUUGACAUUUAUAGCCGUUACAUCUACUGGACUUGUGAGGCCACUAAUGUCAUUAAUGUAACAAGGCUGGAUGGGAGACCUGUUGGAGUGGUACUCAAAGGAGAACAAGACCGACCUCGAGCCAUCAUGGUAAACCCAGAGAAAGGGUAUAUGUACUUUACCAAUCUUCAAGAAAGGUCUCCAAAAAUUGAGAGGGCUGCUUUGGAUGGAACAGAAAGAGAGGUCCUCUUUUUCAGUGGCUUAAGUAAACCUAUAGCUUUAGCCCUUGACAGCCGCUUGGGCAAACUGUUUUGGGCUGAUUCAGAUCUCCGGCGAAUUGAAAGUAGUGACCUCUCAGGUGCCAAUCGUAUAGUUUUAGAAGACUCCAAUAUUUUACAGCCUGUGGGACUGACUGUGUUUGAAAACUGGCUGUACUGGAUUGAUAGGCAGCAGCAAAUGAUUGAAAAAAUCGACAUGACUGGUCGUGAAGGGCGGACUAAGGUCCAGGCUCGAAUUGCCCAGCUCAGUGACAUUCAUGCUGUAAAGGAGCUAAACCUUCUGGAAUAUAGACAGCAUCCGUGUUCUCAGGAUAAUGGUGGUUGUUCACAUAUUUGUCUUGUGAAAGGAGAUGGUACAACAAGGUGCUCUUGUCCAAUGCAUCUGGUCCUACUUCAGGAUGAACUGUCUUGUGGAGAGCCUCCAACAUGCUCCCCUCAGCAGUUUACAUGUUUCACUGGAGAAAUUGACUGCAUCCCUGUGGCUUGGAGAUGUGAUGGAUUCACUGAAUGUGAAGACCACAGUGAUGAGCUAAAUUGUCCUCUCUGCUCAGAGUCCCAGUUUCAGUGUGCUAGUGGGCAGUGCAUUGAUGGUGUCCUUCGAUGCAAUGGAGAUGCAAAUUGCCAAGACAAGUCAGAUGAGAAGAACUGUGAAGUGCUUUGUUUAAUUGAUCAGUUCCGUUGUACCAAUGGACAGUGCAUUGGAAAGCACAAGAAAUGUGAUAAUAAUGUGGACUGCAGUGACAAGUCAGAUGAGCUAGAUUGUUAUCCAACUGAAGAGCCAACCCCACAGGCCACCAAUACAGUCGGCUCAGUGAUCGGAGUGAUCCUCACUAUUUUUGUGUUUGGAGCCAUGUACUUUAUCUGUCAGAGGGUGUUCUGUCCACGAAUGAAGGGAGAUGGGGAGACAAUGACAAACGACUAUGUAGUUCAUGGACCAGCAUCUGUGCCCCUUGGUUAUGUGCCUCAUCCUAGUUCUCUGUCAGGUUCUCUUCCAGGAAUGUCCCGUGGCAAAUCAAUGAUUAGUUCCCUCAGUAUCAUGGGUGGAAGCAGUGGACCACCUUAUGACAGGGCUCAUGUCACUGGAGCAUCAUCUAGUAGUUCUUCAAGUACAAAGGGCACCUACUUCCCUGGGAUUUUGAACCCUCCACCAUCCCCAGCCACAGAGCGUUCACAUUACACCAUGGAAUUUGGCUAUUCUUCAAACAGUCCUUCUACUCAUAGAUCUUACAGCUACAGACCGUACAGUUACCGCCACUUUGCACCUCCCACCACCCCAUGCAGCACUGAUGUCUGUGACAGCGACUACGCUCCAAGCCGGAGAAUAACUGCCGCAGCCGCAGCCAAGGGCUACACCAGUGACUUAAACUAUGACUCUGAGCCUGUGCCCCCACCUCCCACUCCACGGAGCCAGUACCUGUCAGCCGAAGAAAACUAUGAAAGUUGCCCCCCUUCCCCUUACACAGAGAGGAGCUACUCUCAUCACCUCUACCCACCUCCACCGUCCCCCUGUACAGACUCCUCCUGAGGAGAGCCCCCCCCUCCUCUGACUGCCUCCAGUGUAAAGUGUAAAUACAAAUUGGGUGAGAUCUGGAGGGGGGGGAGGGAGCUGUCAGAGAAAGGUGAGGCAGACUGUGUACAGAUAAGAGUUUUAAAUGGGGUGGGGAAUACUGGAGAUAUUUGUACAGAAGAAAAGGAUAUUUAUAUAUUUUCUUAACAGCAAAGUUGCUGCUUGUGCCAUAAAAAAAAUUUGUAUAAAAUAAA
Messenger RNA from Phascolarctos cinereus (koala), 5235 nucleotides. It is a transcript of the gene LRP6, whose product is annotated as LDL receptor related protein 6. The record is from RefSeq and is a predicted model, not a curated record. Gene Ontology annotation, biological process: nervous system development; canonical Wnt signaling pathway. NCBI's taxonomy places the organism in Eukaryota, Metazoa, Chordata, Mammalia, Diprotodontia, Phascolarctidae. Gene Ontology annotation, molecular function: Wnt-protein binding; Wnt receptor activity.